Zophobas morio is the source of this 2254-nucleotide messenger RNA. RefSeq names its product GTP-binding protein 2. NCBI's taxonomy places the organism in Eukaryota, Metazoa, Arthropoda, Insecta, Coleoptera, Tenebrionidae. The coding region runs from base 163 to 1854 and encodes 563 amino acids. The transcript has 5 exons. Gene Ontology annotation, molecular function: GTPase activity; GTP binding; translation elongation factor activity. The record is from RefSeq and is a predicted model, not a curated record. Gene Ontology annotation, biological process: translational elongation.
CCAGCGUCGUUUUUUGUGCUGUUGUCAGUUGUCAAGUAUCCAAGAAUGAUCGCCUUCAAUUUGUGUUUGUUUUGGUAGUUCAGAUUUAAAAUAUGUAUUUUUAACUUUGUGCAGAGUUUAUUGGCCAGGAUUCAACAGUAAAUAAAGAUCGGUGCACGGACAAUGGAUUCAUUCUUAAGUCUUUUUGAUCCCAACAACUGCAACGACAGUGCAGACGACUUUGCAAUAGGAAAUCUCAACAACCAAAAGGCCCUCCCGCCAGAACCCCAAGUCGGCAACAUUGAGUACAAAUUGAAAAUCGUAAAUCCAACGAAUCAAAGAUUUGAACACCUGGUGACACAAUUGAAGUGGCGACUACGCGAAGGCAAUGGCGAAGCCAUCUACGAAAUCGGCGUUGAAGACAGUGGUAUUUUGGCGGGACUGUCCCAAUGGGACAUGACCGCUAGUCUACAGACUCUUCAACAAAUGGCCCUGAAGCUGGGAGCAACAACAACAAUUCUCAGAGAACGCACUCUGGACAACGGUCGCAGCGUUGCAGAAGUUCUAGUGAGAAAGAUCCCUGAUGACCAAAACAACAUUGAAGUUCGCGUAGCUGUAUUGGGAAAUGCGGAUGCCGGUAAAUCAACCUUACUGGGGGUCCUUACACAGGGAAGUCUCGAUAACGGGCGCGGAAGAGCAAGGCUGAACAUGUUCAGACAUCUACAUGAGAUUCAGAGUGGGCGCACUUCUUCCAUUUCACAUGAAAUAUUAGGGUUUAACUCUCAGGGUCAACCGAUCAAUUAUAGCUACAGUGAGUUGAUAACAGCUGAAGAAAUUUGUGACAGUUCUACAAAGCUGGUAACAUUCUUGGAUCUUGCUGGGCACAAGAAGUACAUCAGGACCACAAUCCAGGGUCUCUCUGGAUAUUCACCACAUCAUGCUAUGCUUGUAAUAUCCAGCACUGCAGGAGUGGUGGGGAUGGCUCAUGAACACCUGGCAAUAGCAAUAGCCCUAAACGUGCCAUUUUUCAUAGUCAUAACGAAAAUCGAUUUAGUUUCACCUACAAAUACUCUUCAAUCUCUCGAGUCAUUUUUGAAACAAGUGGGCAGUCGACGUGUGCCGCUGGUAAUUAAAAGUCUGGAUGAUGUCAUAACGGCUGGUGCAAACCAACUAACAGAAAAUGUAGUACCUAUAUUUUGCGUAUCAAGUGUGAGUGGAGAAGGGUUGGAGCUUCUCCUGAAAUUUCUUCAUGUCUUGCCACCUGGGAUAAGUGCCAAGGAGAAAGAGCGUUUGGAACAAGAAUCUCCCGAAUUUCAAAUCGACGAAAAUUUUAAAGCUGGUGACGUGGGUCAGAUAAUCGGAGGGUUGUUGACUAAGGGCGUUAUAACGGAGGGAAUGCAGAUGCAGAUUGGACCACAGAAAGACGGAAGUUUUCAGAAUGUCAUGGUUAAGUCGAUUCAUCGGAAUCGAGUACCGUGCCGAAUGGUCAGGGCUGGCCAGAGUGCAGCACUAUGUCUGAAUAGUUACAUCCGCGGGUUGAGAAAUGGAAUGGUCUUGCUAAAGGCAGAUUCCAGUGCGAGAGGGUGUCUAUUCUUUCAGGCAAGCGUAUCGGUGUUGUUCCACGCUACUGCGAUUUAUCAGGGGUACCAAACCACCGUCCACAUUGGGAAUAUUCGACAGACGGCGGUGGUGGUGGGCAUUUUUCCUUCCAAUUGUAUUCAUACCAAUGAAAGAGCGUCAGUAUUAUUUAAGUUUAAGGUACAUCCGGAGUAUGUCACUGUAGGACAAAGACUGCUAUUCAGAGAAGGCGCUGCCAAAGGCAUUGGUGAGAUUACACAAGUAUUUCCGCUUCCAUACAAACCAGAAUCAGAGUAAACAAAUAUCCAAUUUUAGAGUAAUUUUUAACUGUUACAAAUUAACAUAGGAGAAGUACUUAAAAGUAAUGUUUUUAAUCUCACCAUUGACAAAUUUAUUUUUUUAUUUGUUAAUUUAAUUUUAAUAGACGUGAUUUUAUUUAUUUAAAUUAAGUAAAAUAUAUGUAUUUGUAAGUGUAUAUAAAUUUUAAAAGUUCAAAAUUUUUAAAAAACUCUUGAUGUUUUUAAAUCAACAUUAAUAAUGUACAAGGAGAUCUAGUACAAAAUUAGAGUCAUGUAAUGACAAAAUCUGUGAUUGUAAUUUAAGAAAUUUUGUAGUAUCAGUGUUAUCUAAUUGCACAUCUCUUGUAAUUUAUAUUCAAAGAUCUCUGUCAUACAUAAAUAUAUGUUAUACCAUACAA